This is a messenger RNA of Lactuca sativa (garden lettuce), 2684 nucleotides long. RefSeq lists its product as uncharacterized. Gene Ontology annotation, molecular function: DNA-binding transcription factor activity; DNA binding. NCBI's taxonomy places the organism in Eukaryota, Viridiplantae, Streptophyta, Magnoliopsida, Asterales, Asteraceae. The record is from RefSeq and is a predicted model, not a curated record.
UUUUUUUCUCUCUCACACACACAGACACUGCGUAAACAGUGUGUGUUUUAUGAGAUGGAGAGAGAGAAGUCAAGCAGGUUAGCAAGUCAAAAUGGAAGUAAGGAAACUGCAGCUUGAUGGAAUGGGUUGUGAUUUUUGAAGGGUAUCAAGUUUAAUUGGUGAUGAUAAUUGUGGAAGUGGGAAUAUUAUUAGUUGAGAGGUAAUUUGGAAUUAAUGGGGUGAGUUAGUUCCCAAUCUUUUUCCAAUAAUUCUUUUAUGUCAACCCUAGCUAGCUAGAUGUUUCAUUACCAUAAGUAAAUAUAACCCUUCGGAAAAAGCCAACACACCAAUAGUACCUACAUCCCCACACCACCACCUCUCCUCCCUCUAAGAUCAUCAUCAUCAUCAUCAUCAUCAAUAUUUUUUUAUAACUCAGCGUCAAUUUCUCCAACACCCCAUAUCCCAUAAGCUAGCUCUCAAUUUCAUUUCUUGCUUUCCAUGGAUAUACGUACGUACUCUUCACAUGGCCAAGAGGAUACAGCAACAGAAGCUAGCUGAAUUACGUAGCUAGCUAUCUAGCUAUAUAUAUAUAGAGAGAGAGAUCCACAUAUUUAUAUUUGAUAUAUCUUGGAUACCAGACACAAGCGCAAAAAUCAUCAUGAAUUUUAUGGGUAAGAGCACCGGCGAUAGUGGUAGUAGCACCAGCAGUAGAAGGCAACAGCAGGGAGGAGGAGGAGGAGGAGGAGGAGGGAAUUUGUUUGAAGAAGAAGACGAAGAAGAAAGACAAAACACGGCCCCAGCAGGUCAGUUAUUCCCUUCUUCUUCAUCUUCUUCCCCAUCUUCUUCUCAUCAUCAACAUCAACAUCAACAUCAACCACCACCGAGCUUUCUUCAUCAACCUCCCUACCACCACCAGAAUCAGCGUGGGGGUUGGGUGUUUGACGGCACUUCAUCACGGCCAAGUGACCCCAUGGUUAUGGACUACUCUUCAGUCGCCCAACCUGCACCCGAUAACAUUAAUGAUGAUGACCAACAAUCUUCACAUCAAGCUGCUGCAGGAGGAGGAGGGAUGAUGAUGGUGGUAGAGAGGGAGCACAUGUUUGAUAAAGUGGUGACUCCAAGUGAUGUGGGUAAGCUGAAUCGUCUUGUGAUUCCAAAACAACACGCCGAGAGGUAUUUCCCCUUGGAUUCCUCCACCAACGAUAAGGGUCUCCUUCUUAAUUUUGAAGAUAGGAAUGGAAAACCCUGGAGGUUUAGAUACUCCUACUGGAACAGCAGCCAAAGCUAUGUGAUGACCAAGGGUUGGAGUCGUUUUGUUAAAGACAAAAAGCUUGAUGCCGGAGAUAUAGUCUCUUUCCAAAGAGGUGUCGGUGGCUCCGCCAAAGAUCGGUUGUUCAUAGACUGGAGGCACCGCCCGGAUGCACAAGCUCCGCCCUACCAAUUGUCAUCCAAUCUCUCCUUCCCACUACCACAUCAUCAAUUUUCUUUCCACAACAGGAACACUGCCGGUGUCAGUUGGAACCCACUUUUCUUCCAAUCCCAGCCAGCACCCCCACGGAGCCACUCUAACUUGAUGCUACAGCCCCCAAACAGCUACGCCGCCCCUCCUAAUUCUUACCGUUAUGGCAGCUCCGGCGGUUCCCCUUACCACAACAUAGGUACUGGUAGCGUAGUGAAUGUGAAUCAAGGAGGUUCAGGAUCAUCGGUGAUUUAUUUCAGAUCAGGUGCAGGUGGUAUCCCACAUCAACAACAUGCGGAUAUGAUGCAAAUGCAACAAAGAAGUGGGGUUGGUGUUGGGGUUGGGAUUGGGAUUGAUCCACCGGCAUUACCAGGUCCAGCACCAGGUGUAGUGUUUGAAUCGGUUCCAGUUGUUCAUGGGAAAGCAGCUGCUAAGCGGCUCCGGUUAUUUGGCGUUAACAUGGAUUGCCCUAUCUCAGAUGACGACGAGCAAGACUAUGACCAGCUUCCAGGUGAAUUAAUCUCCCCCACCACCAAUUCCAUUCCCAUGGGACACUAUAAUCAUGGAGAUUACCACCAUGAACACUAUCCCACUCACCAUAAUCCGCCGCCGCCACCAUCUUCUUCUUCUUCUACCAUACCUUACCUGCAAUUGAGGCCUAAUUACGGAGAAGAAACCCAAUUCCAUCAAACCACAAUGGUGUCUUCUUCUUCUGUUGACGCCUUCAACAAAAGCACCAAAUCAUCUUCCUCUCAUAUGUCCUUGGAUUUGGAUAUCUGACCACACAACUAGUUAUCCAUCCUAUCCACCCAUCUGCCAACAAAAUAAGAGAUCAUAUAGCUACCACUCAUGUGGCUUAUCGAAGGAUACAUUUAUAUUUGAGUAGCCCAAGAGUUUUGAUCUGAUAUCAUCAAUAUUUUUUGUUCCCAAAAGUAAACAUUAAUUUGAAGAGAUCAUCCAGCUAGCGGCAAGAAUUGAAGGUAUAUUUUAAUUUUAGAGGGUGGAAUAUCACAAAUCCAGGGUGUUCUUGAUGGAUAGGUAGCUAUGGUUGUUGAUGAUCGAUGAAUGAAAUAGAGGAUGACUAGAGAGUGCUAUAUAUAGAGUGAUUUGCUGCAAACAAAUGGAAGUGAGAGGUUUAAACUGAUUUUUAGUUUUCAGCUACUUAAUUUUAUUAGCCUAAUGUACAAUUUUCUGGUUAUAAAUUCAUUUACACCCUCACUAUUAAUAUUACUAAGCUAUUGACUAA